CUGUGUAGUGCUCAAUCAGGAGGAUAUUGACUCCCAGAUGGAGCGCUACCGCAAAAUUGCACGGAUGCUCAUAGAGCAGCAUGCGAACGUGAACGUGCCCACGCGGGAUGGGUCGCAUGCCAUAUACUGGGCAUGCUGGGGCUUGGAGUUUGAUAUUGUCGAGCUGAUGCUGGAACACGGCGCGCAGAAACCGAAUAUCAAGCAGGAUGAGUUCGUCCGCGCUAGUGGAUAUCGCGCGGCAGAUACUGCGCGCAUGGGCUCCAUUGUGCGCAGGACGAAACGAAUCAUUCCCCGGCCUCCACGGCCGUGCCCAUGCUGGUCAGGGAAACUCCUUUCUGACUGCCAUGCCUCCGGCCCGAAGCCCUACCCUCCAGAAUUUCUCUGCGUGUGCGGGUCAUGGAAGACUUUCCGGAACUGCUGUGCGCGCGGGAACUUUGGGACGUACGAAAGCUGGUUCGAGGACUACAAGCGCAUCGUGUUCUUCAGCAGGCGGAACAGCGACGAGGGGCUGUCGGAAGAGAUGAAGAGGGUCGAAAGAAAUAUGCAGCGCCAGAAGGGAAUGCGCAUGGAUGGGUGCGUCGUGAUGUCGGAGGAGGACCUCGAUAUGCAGGCACGUCAUCUUGCUCUCAUCGGCGAGGCGUUGCUCGAACGGGGAGAUGCCGACCCGGCCUUCGUGUACGGUGUUAAAAUCAUCAACUCGUUCCCUCGACCGUGGGACAAACAGUACAGCAAGCUCGAGUGCGAAUCGCGCGCCGAGCGAUGGAACCACGCCAUCGACCAAUACAUCGACCUCAAAACGGACAGCCGCACCCGCCUGGAAAUCGAGCAGCAGAACAAAGUUGGCACCGACGGCGGGCUGCUCUACAAGCGCUGUGAGGCCGCCGGAUGCACGCACGUCGAAGGGCCGCAGAGCGAGAAGAUGAAGUUCUGCGGCCGCUGUAAGCGGAAAUUCUACUGCAGUACCGAGUGCCAAAGGGGAGACUGGCCGCUGCACAAGACCUCUGCAAGGCGGGCAGCCACCUGUCGCAGAUGCUUUCCAGCCAGCGGGCGUAUGCGAUAGUCGACGACGAGAUAUCCCACCGCGAGCUUGCCGGAAGAGCAUAUAUGCAAAAUCGACCGAGGGCUGGGGAAGAGGAAGCGCGCUGUUGAUUGGAGCGUCCGGAUGGACGCUGCCUUUAACGUUUUCCUGUGUAAUUCUAUCGGAACAGGCUUGGUCGCGGAAGGGCAAAUUAUUUACGCCAUUCAUGCACAAUGUAAACUAUUAUCUCAAUGUCAGAUCUCCUUUGCCUAUCUAAAC
Molecule: messenger RNA, 1297 nt
Organism: Laetiporus sulphureus 93-53
Lineage: Eukaryota; Fungi; Basidiomycota; Agaricomycetes; Polyporales; Laetiporaceae
Exons: 4
Coding region: 38-1060 (340 amino acids)
Source: RefSeq, a predicted model, not a curated record